Dothidotthia symphoricarpi CBS 119687 is the source of this 2240-nucleotide messenger RNA. Its product is annotated as electron transfer flavo protein-ubiquinone oxidoreductase. Gene Ontology annotation, biological process: electron transport chain. NCBI's taxonomy places the organism in Eukaryota, Fungi, Ascomycota, Dothideomycetes, Pleosporales, Dothidotthiaceae. Gene Ontology annotation, molecular function: electron-transferring-flavoprotein dehydrogenase activity; iron-sulfur cluster binding. Gene Ontology annotation, cellular component: mitochondrial inner membrane. The transcript is spliced from 2 exons. Bases 142 to 2031 code for a protein of 629 amino acids. The record is from RefSeq and is a predicted model, not a curated record.
CUCAAUCGUUUCAUUUGAGAAUGUGGAGUCGGUGACAUCGUCGAGGAAACCUCUCUGGCGUGAUGCUUGCGCGCAGCAGGUUUGAUUGAUUAUUCUGUGAUUUUCUCCGACUCGUUUCAUACGAAUCUUAUACACGGCGCCAUGGCCUCCAGAUCACUGCCCGCUACUCUUACACGGCGAUUGCUUGCCACUCCGCGAACUUCGCGCAUUGCCCCUCGGUCGUUGGCAUAUGCGUCUGCACGAACACAAUCAUUGUGGGAAUCGUAUCGUCCUGCAGUGCGAAUCGCGGGCCAAAGAAGAGCUUUCAGCUCGUCGCCACGGACAAGACUCGCCGACGUAGACGAUACAUUCGACCCCAAGUCGAUAGAACGCGAAGUCGAUGAGGUCGACGUCUGUAUUGUGGGUGGAGGACCCGCGGGGUUGUCGGCUGCCAUCAAGUUGAAGCAGCUGGCGAAUGCGGCAGGCAAUGAAGACUUCAGGGUGCUGCUGCUGGAGAAGUCUGGCGAACUGGGCGACCACAUCGUGUCUGGCAAUGUUAUUGAGCCCUCUGCCCUCGACGAGCUGCUCCCAAACUGGAGAUCAGAAGACAACCCAGAGCGCUUCUUCGAUAUCACGCCCGCAAAAGAGGACCGCAUGCGCUACCUCACCAAGAAUAACUCCAUUCCUCUGCCCAAGCCUCCGCAAAUGAACAACCACGGCAACUACAUUAUAAGCCUGAACCAGAUGGUCAAAUGGCUCGGCGAGCGCGCAGAGGAAGUCGGCGUGGAGGUAUAUCCGGGGUUUGCUGCGUCAGAAAUAUUGUACAACCAUGAAGGGGUUGUUAAGGGCGUCGCCACCAAUGAUCUUGGUGUUUCGCGUGAGGGCAAGGCCAAGGACUCUUUUGAGCGCGGAAUGGAGUUUCAUGCCCGUGUUACACUGUUGGGCGAAGGUUGUCACGGUAGCUUGUCAAAGCAAGUCAUCAAGAAAUACGACCUGCGGAGAGACAGCCAGCAUCAAACAUACGGUCUGGGAAUCAAGGAGGUGUGGGAGAUUCAGCCCGAGAAGUUCAAGUCUGGGCAGAUUACCCACUCCAUGGGAUACCCUCUGCCCAGAGACACAUAUGGAGGCGGCUGGAUGUAUCACUUUGGUGACAACUUGGUCAGUAUUGGACUUGUGGUCGGUCUGGACUACCCCAACCCAUGGCUGGCCCCCUAUGGCGAAUUCCAGAAGAUGAAGCAUCACCCGCUCUACAAGGACGUGCUCGAAGGCGGUAAGUGCAUAUCUUAUGGCGCAAGGACAUUGAUCGAGGGUGGAUUUCAGUCGAUACCAAAACUCGCCUUCCCUGGCGGUGCGCUCCUCGGAGACUCAGCCGGUCUAGUCAACGUACCAAAAAUCAAGGGUACGCACACUGCGAUGCGCUCAGGCAUGCUCGCCGCUGAAGCGACAUGGGACGCCCUGCAGGGCAAUACCGACGGCGGCACUGUCUUCCUCUUUGAUUACGAGGACAAGAUGCGCAAAUCGAGCGUCUGGUCAGAGCUUAAGCAAGUCCGCAACAUGCGACCCUCAUUCCACACUAAACUCGGCAUUUACGGUGGCGUCGUUUACUCAGGUCUCGAGGCAUAUGUCUUCCGCGGCAAGACGCCCUGGACACUCAAGCAUGGCACGCCUGACCAUGCAAACACCAAGACCGCGGACCAGUGCGAGAAAAUCGAGUACCCGAAGCCUGAUGGUAAAAUCAGUUUCGACAUCUUGACGAGUGUCAGCAGGAGCGGAACGAAUCACGAGGAAGAUCAGCCUGUGCAUCUCCAGGUAAAGGACUGGGAUGCACAUGCGGCGAAAGAGUGGCCCAAGUACAAGGGUGUGGAGAACCGGUUCUGCCCGGCUGGCGUGUACGAGUAUAUUGAGGAUGACAGCAAAGAAUUGGGGGUCAGGUUCCAGAUCAACGCUCAAAAUUGUGUGCACUGCAAGACUUGCGACAUCAAAGAUCCUAGCCAAGAUAUCAACUGGCAAACACCCCAGGGUGGUGAGGGACCCAAGUACGUGCUCACAUAGACGUGCGCCAAACGACCACGUAUAAGCUUGCAAUUGGUGUGUAUGAUAGCAAGGCUGGAAUGUAUAUAUGAAUUGCCUUGAGAUGAUGCCGCACGACUUGCACAAUGAAAAUGCAAAACAGCAAAAACAUUACACAACCAUAUAUCAACACGUAUCGUAAAUUUUUUCGACUUUGCGUGUAAGCGUGCGGUCAUCGUUAAACAAAUCAC